UGCGCAGUGCGCGCGCUUCCUCUUGUCACUAUUUGUAGUAUCCUGCAUAUCAAUGUAGCUCGUUAUUAUUGUAUUAUUUGUAUCUGCUCACAUCUCGUUACUUCAUGCUUACUUUCCUGUUCUCCGCCGUUUUUUGCGCCACAUACCUGUCUCCGAUCAUCAGUCAUGUUAAAGGCAGAGACUUCACUGAGCAGGAAAUGUCUCAUUACAGGGACAGAAUAAAGUCCAUGUUUUAUCAUGCCUACAACAGCUACUUGGAAAAUGCCUAUCCUUAUGAUGAGUUGAGACCACUGACAUGUGAUGGACAGGAUACAUGGGGCAGUUUCUCCCUCACACUCAUUGAUGCUUUGGACACAUUGUUGAUUUUAGGAAACCACACAGAGUUUCAACGUGUGGCCACUCUGCUUCAGGACACGAUUGACUUUGACACUGAUGUGAACGCGUCUGUGUUCGAGACAAACAUACGAGUGGUUGGGGGGCUUCUGUCGGCCCAUCUGCUUUCCAAGCGUGCUGGGAUGGAGGUGGAGGAGGGCUGGCCCUGCUCUGGACCCCUCCUGCGCAUGGCAGAGGAUGCUGCCCGCAAACUGCUGCCUGCAUUCCAGACACCCACAGGGAUGCCAUAUGGCACGGUAAACCUACUGAGGGGCGUUAAUCCCACUGAGACGCCAGUCACCUGCACUGCAGGAGUGGGCACCUUCAUCCUGGAGUUCUCCACCCUCAGCCGACUCACUGGGGACCCUGUAUUUGAGGAUGUGGCUCGCAAAGCUCUCAGGGCAUUAUGGAGAACACGCUCGGAUAUUGGCCUGGUGGGCAACCAUAUAGAUGUCAUCACCUCUAAGUGGGUGGCUCAGGACGCAGGGAUCGGGGCUGGAGUGGACUCAUACUUCGAGUACCUUGUGAAGGGAGCCAUCAUGCUGCAAGACGAGGAACUGCUAAAUAUGUUUCACGAAUAUGAUAAGUCCAUAAAGAACUACACUAAGUUUGAUGAUUGGUAUCUGUGGGUGCAGAUGCAUAAGGGAACAGUUUCAAUGCCUGUGUUUCAGUCGUUGGAGGCAUUCUGGCCUGGAUUGCAGAGCUUGAUAGGUGAUAUUUCCAGUGCAACAAAGACCUUCCAUAACUACUACACUGUGUGGCGUCAGUUUGGAGGUCUCCCAGAAUUCUACAGCAUUCCUCAAGGGUACACGGUGGACAAGCGAGAGGGCUACCCUCUACGCCCAGAGUUGAUAGAGAGUGCCAUGUAUCUGUACAAGGCCACGGGUGAUCCAACAUUCAUGCAGCUUGGCCGGGAUGCCGUUGAGUCAAUAGACAAAAUCAGCCGUGUGAACUGUGGUUUUGCCACUGUGAAGGACGUAAGGGACCACAAAUUGGACAACCGUAUGGAGUCCUUCUUCCUGGCUGAGACCAUUAAAUACCUCUACCUCCUCUUUGAUCCUGAGAACUUCCUUCAUAACACUGGCACAGAGUUUGAGCUCGGUGGUGUGCAGGGAGACUGCAUACUAAGUGCGGGGGGAUACAUCUUUAACACGGAGGCCCACCCGCUGGACCCCGCGGCGCUCCACUGCUGUAGCCGAGACCAAGCCGAACGCAGGGAACUCCAGGACAUACUCAGUUUCUCAGAACCACUCAGGCCUCCCAUGGACCAGUCAGAUGAGAUGGCAGGGGACAGGGACCCAAGCAAUGGUGGCUCCCGAGAGAGCAUAGCACUAAAGCCAGGAGAGAGAAGGAAACCUGUGCUCUCCUGUCCCACUCAGCCUUUCAGUGCCAAAUUGGCUGUUAUGGGUCAAGUGUUUUCGGACAACUCAUGAACAGACUUUAUUCUCAACAAUGUGGAAUGAUGUUGAUUAUGUUUGUAAUUUA
Myxocyprinus asiaticus (Chinese sucker) is the source of this 1857-nucleotide messenger RNA. RefSeq names its product ER degradation-enhancing alpha-mannosidase-like protein 2. The record is from RefSeq and is a predicted model, not a curated record. Gene Ontology annotation, cellular component: membrane; endoplasmic reticulum. The transcript is spliced from 11 exons. Lineage: Eukaryota; Metazoa; Chordata; Actinopteri; Cypriniformes; Catostomidae. Gene Ontology annotation, biological process: endoplasmic reticulum mannose trimming; carbohydrate metabolic process; mannose trimming involved in glycoprotein ERAD pathway. Gene Ontology annotation, molecular function: mannosyl-oligosaccharide 1,2-alpha-mannosidase activity; calcium ion binding. Bases 105 to 1805 code for a protein of 566 amino acids.